Messenger RNA from Xyrauchen texanus (razorback sucker), 1760 nucleotides. Its product is annotated as homeobox protein Hox-A9b-like. Gene Ontology annotation, biological process: embryonic skeletal system morphogenesis; regulation of transcription by RNA polymerase II; DNA-templated transcription. The record is from RefSeq and is a predicted model, not a curated record. Lineage: Eukaryota; Metazoa; Chordata; Actinopteri; Cypriniformes; Catostomidae. The transcript has 2 exons. Gene Ontology annotation, cellular component: nucleus. Gene Ontology annotation, molecular function: RNA polymerase II cis-regulatory region sequence-specific DNA binding; DNA-binding transcription factor activity, RNA polymerase II-specific. Bases 384 to 1151 code for a protein of 255 amino acids.
UUAAGCUACACCAUUUGGAUCAAGAAAUUCCACAGUGAUGCUUACCAAAUAUCCGUUUAUGUUACGCGUAAGAUUACCAACACGAAUAAAAUCAAAUCCACCUUCAUAAAAGCAUAUAGCUUUGCCAUUAAAAAUAUGACUUGUAAAAUGGUGGCCAUUUAACAGCGCGCACUGGUUUGGCUUUCCCUUUAUCUCCCACGUUCUCUCCCACAGUCACGUGUCUCCCACACCCAAUCCAAUCUCUGCAAUGGUUCAACUUAUUCAAGAGGUCUGUAGUUCACUGUGAAGUCGAGUAGUUACUCGAUUUCCACGGAUUCUCAAUUUGUGUCCGUUUCAUUGUGGGUGUAUACGUUCGGCUGGGACUCUCUUUGCUUGUAUUUGUUAUGUCGACAUUGGGGACACUGAGUUACUACGCUGAUUCACACAUUCCACACGAGAAUGAUGAUCAUUUGGCACCGAGGUUCUCAUCCGUACCCGUAGUCGAACAGCAGGCUCGAGAGCUGACCCUACCUGAAUAUGGCGAGCAGGAGCCGUACACUUUUCAGGCCAAAUCAUCUAUUUUCGGCGCGUCGUGGAGUCCCGUGCCUGUGCAACCCCCAGGCAGUGCAUCUUUUGCAUACCACUCAUACAUCCACCAUCCAUGUUCAACAGGAGAACCAGAUGGAGCACCCGUGCGUCCCUGGGCUUUGGAACCGCUAUCUGCGUCCUUGCCUUUCACGGGAUUAUCAUCAGAUAUGCACCAUGAUAUAAAACUUGAACCAUUGGUCGGGAAUGGCGAGUGCACACUCCUAUUGCCCGAGGCUGACAACAACAACACGAUCACAGCAGAGAGGAAGGUUCCGAACGAUGCGGUUUCCAGCAAGUCACAAGAUGGAAAAACGUCGGCAGAGACGAAGCUAGAUCUAGACCCACAUAACCCUGCGUCCAACUGGCUGCAUGCGAAGUCCACUAGGAAAAAGCGCUGUCCUUACACAAAGCAUCAAACUCUCGAGCUGGAAAAAGAAUUUCUGUUUAAUAUGUACCUCUCGCGUGACCGUAGAUAUGAAGUGGCAAGACUCCUAAAUCUCACCGAGAGACAAGUCAAAAUUUGGUUCCAAAACCGUAGGAUGAAGAUGAAGAGAUGCAAUAAAGAUCGCCCUAAAGACAUUUAAAUCAAGGAAAGCUGUAAAUGUGCACUGCAGUGGAUGAAGUCAUUCCGUUAGAACCCAGUGUUUGUAAAUAAGCCUGUUUUUUCCUCAUGCACCACCACCACAACAACAACAGUAGAUUAUAUUGAUAGUAGACUACAUAUUAUAGAUAGCAUACUUUCCAUUUUGUAAUAUGGUAGAUUGAUAUUGCACAAACAUUUGAUAUGAGAGUAUGCUUGUGUGUAUAUAUUGUUGUGUCUUUGUGUACAGCUUGUUGUUGUUAAUUCUCUUAUUUAGUUUGCUUGUUGUAGGCCUUGUUAUUCGCAUUGUGUACAUUUGAAAUGUGUUAUAAGUUUUUAAAGUCCAGUUCACGAUUUCAGGGAAAAGGUUCUGCUAUGACAUAUUGAUGAUUUGCAUGAAAUUCAGAAUUUUUUAAUUGUAUUUUUUAGAAAAGAUUUAAAUACAUACUUGUAGCGCAAUGUAUCAAUGUUUAAUGUGACUACCUAGGUGUAUUUGAACUACCUAUGUAUUAAGAUGUAUUAAUUUAUUUUUUGUUAUACGUCUGAGGUGCUUCAGUGACUUUUGUAAAAUGAUUGUGCUUGCAAUGUAAUGUGAAUACAUAGAAACUGUGCA